Molecule: messenger RNA, 1602 nt
Organism: Aspergillus caelatus
Lineage: Eukaryota; Fungi; Ascomycota; Eurotiomycetes; Eurotiales; Aspergillaceae
Product: FPP/GGPP synthase family protein
Exons: 2
Coding region: 222-1391 (389 amino acids)
Biological process (GO): isoprenoid biosynthetic process
Molecular function (GO): prenyltransferase activity
Source: RefSeq, a predicted model, not a curated record
CACAUUGUCCAGGCUGCCUAAUUGGGUUGUUCCCCGCAUACAACAAAGGUUUCUUGCAUUCACCCUCCUCAUAUUGUGCGGCACAGGACAAAGAGCUUACCUCUAUCACGGGGCUUCUGGCAGUUCGUCGGGUCAGUUUAAAUAACUGGCAUAUUUGCCAUCUGUUCGUUCCUGAGGAUAUCACCCUAUCGCAACUUGAUGGGGACGCAAAUCAAGGAACCAUGUCGUCGGAAACUUCUUCCAUGCAGUCCCCCACUACCAUUCCCCCUCGAACUAGCUCUGCGGGUGCCACAGACGGAGCUAGUACAAACUCAUCCGUGACAGGACAAUCAAGCCUCGCAGCUAUUCCUGAAACAAAUGGCGAUCAACUACAGACGAACACCAACAUCCGGCGCAAACACACUCGCAAUCGAUCUAGCCUAGAUGGCACAAAAUAUAAAGAUGGCCAGUGGUCACCAGAGAACGAGAUGAUUGUGUUGGGUCCCUAUGAUUACAUGCUGCAGCAUCCUGGCAAGGAUAUACGACGGCAGCUUAUCAACGCAUUCAAUGAAUGGCUGAGAGUCCCCACGGAGAGUUUGGCUAUUAUCACCAAAGUAGUAGCUAUGCUUCACACAGCAUCGCUAUUGAUCGAUGAUGUCGAAGAUUGUUCCAUUCUUCGUCGCGGAGUUCCCGUGGCUCAUAAUAUUUACGGAACAGCUCAGACCAUCAAUUCGGCGAAUUAUGUUUACUUCUUGGCCCUCCAAGAGGUUCAAAAGCUGAACAAUCCCGCUGCGAUUGAUAUUUACGUUCAAGAGUUAUUGAACCUCCAUCGCGGCCAAGGGAUGGAUCUGUUCUGGCGAGACACCCUCACCUGCCCCAGCGAAGAGGAAUACCUCGAGAUGGUGGGAAAUAAGACCGGUGGGUUGUUCCGACUUGCUAUAAAGCUAAUGCAGACCGAGAGCAAUACGGGGAAGGACUGCGUGAGCUUAGUCAAUGUGUUGGGACUGAUCUUCCAAAUCUGUGAUGAUUAUCUCAAUCUGUCCAAUACAACCUACACUAAAAACAAAGGUCUCUGCGAGGAUCUCACGGAGGGGAAAUUUUCGUUUCCCAUCAUUCACAGCAUUCGAUCCGACCCGAGUAAUCACCAGCUCAUCAAUAUCCUGAAGCAGAAAACUAAGGACGAGGAGGUCAAAUUAUACGCAGUCAAAUACAUGGAGAGCACUGGAAGCUUUGAACACACACAGGAUGUUGUCCGGGAUUUACGCGAUAAAGCUUUGACGCUUAUAGCCGAGAUAGAGGCAAGUGAUAAUAGCAAGGAACCUGAAGGCAACGACAACAGAGUGACGAUACGUGCCAUUCUUGAUAAGAUAACCGAGUCUACUCUUAAAGACGUUCGAAAACCAGAUAAUUAAUCCGGCUCUAUUGUGGUUUUUGUCCUUCCGCCGUUCUCGUCCAUUCUUCGGUAGCGUGUUAAGCUUGGAUGUGUCUUGUGCACUUGGAAAGAUUGGACAACGGAUUGAUAAAGUUAAACAUAAGGAUAUGUUCGGCUGUUUUUGCCCGAUCAGUUUAUGUCACUAUUUCGCAUAGUCGAUUUUAUCACAUUUGGUGAAGAUAAGUUGUGCA